This is a messenger RNA of Linnemannia hyalina, 1215 nucleotides long. The record is from the annotation of a GenBank genome assembly. Lineage: Eukaryota; Fungi; Mortierellomycota; Mortierellomycetes; Mortierellales; Mortierellaceae.
AUGACCAACACCAACACCGUCUAUAUCGCUGCUAUUGCCCGCACACCCAUCGGAUCCUUCAACGGCUCCCUGGCCUCGUUCACAGCUGUCCAGCUCGGUUCUCUUGCUGUCAAGGGUGCUUUGAAGAAGGUCGAUAUUAAGCCCGAGCAGAUCGAUGAAAUCUACUUCGGAAACGUCUUGUCUGCCGGUCUCGGUCAGAACCCCGCCAGACAGGUCGCCCUCGGCGCCGGACUUCCCCAGACCACCGUCUCUACCACCGUCAACAAGGUCUGCGCUUCCUCCAUGAAGGCCGUCAUGCUUGCUGCCCAGACCAUCCAGACUGGCCAGGCCGAUAUUGUGAUUGCGGGAGGUGCCGAGUCGAUGAGUAACGUCCCAUACUACCUUCCCAAGAUGCGCUUCGGAGCCAAGUACGGACACCAGGAGGUCAUUGAUGGAGUUCAGAAGGACGGUCUCACCGAUGUCUACAACAACUACGCCAUGGGUGUUGCUGCUGAGGAGACUGCCGAGGAGCACGGUGUCUCCCGCGAGGAUCAGGAUGACUAUGCCAUCCAGUCCUACAAGCGUGCUCAGCACGCCACCGAGGCUGGUCUUUUCAAGGACGAGAUUGUCCCCGUCGUCGUUCCCGGAGCUCGUGGUAAGCCCGACACCGUCAUCACCGCCGACGACGAGGUCGCCAACUUGAACGAGGCCAAGCUGCGUGCUAUGCGCCCCGCUUUCAAGUCCAACGGCGGAACCGUCACUGCCCCCAACUCAUCUCCCAUCUCUGACGGUGCUUGCGCCAUCAUCUUGAUCUCGGGACAGAAAGCUCGUGAGCUCAAUAUCCCCGUUUUGGCCAUCAUCCGUGGCUCUGCCGAUGCUGAGCGUGAUCCUUCCCGCUUUACCACCGCCCCCUCUCUCGCCAUCCCCAAGGCCAUCCAGCGUGCCGGUAUUACUGCUGAGCAGGUCGAGUUCUAUGAGCUCAACGAGGCCUUCUCGGUAGUCGCCUGUGCCAACAUGAAGAUCUUGGGUUUGACCAGCGAAAACAUUAACGUCAACGGAGGUGCCGUUGCCCUUGGACACCCCCUCGGAUGUUCUGGAGCUCGUGUGAUUGUCACAUUGGUCAGUGUCCUUCAGCAGAAGAACGCCAAGAUUGGUGUUGCCGCCAUCUGCAACGGAGGCGGUGGAGCCUCUGCUGUCGUCAUUGAGCGUGUCAGUGAGGACCACGCCAAGCUGUAA